UAUUCUGGAAGAGCUAUCCUCUUAUGGCGGACGAGCAGCGCCUUCACGUAGCGGUGCUCCCAACCACCGGCUCCGGCCACAUCAAUCCCAUGCUCGAGCUCUGUCGCCGCCUCGUCCCGCUAGGAUUCCAGGUAAGCUUCGUCUAUCCCAGCAAUCUAUGCCCCAAGCUGGAGUCGAGCCUUCGGCACGAUGAUCUUCACUUCCAAGUGGUGCCAACCCCAGCCUCGGACAAGCUUUUGCUCAUGGAUCCCGCGUUGCAAGAGGACGUGAGACCGGUUCUAGAGGCCCUCCGUCCACCAGUAAAGUGCCUUAUCGCUGAUAUGUUCUUAGGCUGGUCACAGGACGUGGCCGACAGCCUGGGGAUUCCACGAGUUGCCUUCAUUCCCAGUGACUCAGUCAUCGAAGCGAUGUGCUACCAUAUUCCAGAGCUUGUCUCCAGGGGUUUCAUUCCUGGCCAUGUUCCUGCCAAUGCCGAUCCAAAUCCGGACGCUUUGAUCGACUUCAUCCCUGGUCUCGAGCCUUUUACAAGAGAGUUGCUCCCUCUUGCCUUCCAGCACGGGGGACCCAUUGUGACCACUGUGGGAGUUGCAGCCAGACGAACAAAGGAUGCGGUUUGCAUUGUCGUCAACACGAUUGAGGAGUUGGAUCAGGAAGUUGUGAAUGGACGGAGGUUGCUAUUCUCCAGUUAUUUACCAGUCGGACCUCUGGUACCUGCGGAGCUUCUGCAAGAACAGCACCCGAUCACUCUCAGUUCUCCAAAUGACACUAGCAUGAUCUGGCUAGACAAACAAGCUUACCGCUCGGUUCUCUAUAUCGCUUUUGGCAGUGUUGUUACUCUGCCAGCCGACCAAGUGGAGAAGAUUGCAAGAGCUGUAAAAGCCACUCGUCAGCCAGUCUUGUGGGCGAUCAGGAGGAACUUUGCAAAAGACGUACCUGAGAACUUUUAUGAAAGCUUGCAAGAGAUAGUUGGGGCGCAAGCCUGCCUGGUGGUGGAAUGGGCUCCACAAGUAAACGUCUUGCGCCACUCCGCGGUUGGAGCCUUCUUAAUGCACGGUGGAUGGAACUCAGCUCUAGAAGCCCUGUGCUGUGGAGUACCAAUGCUUUGCUGGCCCUGCGGUAACGAUCAGAACUUGAAUGCUCUCACGAUAGUGAAGAAGUGGAGAAUUGGGAUAAUGGUGGCUCAUGGACCCAAAGACGAUGUGAGAAGCGAAGACUUGGGAAACGUUAUAGAUGCUGUGAUGAACGGCGAGGAAGGGAGGAGGAUGAGGAGCAGAGCUCAAGAACUUAAAAAGAUCGUGAGGGCAGGUACUUGCCUGGAGAGAAAUCUUCGACAGCUCAAGGAUGUGAUCAUAGCCGCGUCUCAAUAGGGGCCUGCAAUACCAUCUGGAUUCAUACUUGAUCAAAGAGACAACUGUGGUGAGCAUGGGAUCGAUUGCUUAUCCAUCCUUCAGUGUCUGCUGCAAGGGUUAUUUUUUCUGUGAUCCCGUUUGGAUGGGGAUGGACUACUGCAAUGGAAUGGAGGACAGCUCUCGAUCUCCAUGCCCGCUCGCUCGCUCGCAGCAAUCUCGCAGUCGAUCGAAACGCACAAAGAGUGGAUUGAGAGAAGAAUCCACGAUAAGGACUAGAAUGAUGGAGAACUUGAAAACAAUUGUGCGAGAGAAGGUACUUGCCUCGAUAAUCUUUACCUCGUA
This is a messenger RNA of Selaginella moellendorffii, 1691 nucleotides long. Its product is annotated as UDP-glycosyltransferase 85A1. The transcript has 3 exons. The record is from RefSeq and is a predicted model, not a curated record. Bases 24 to 1367 code for a protein of 447 amino acids. Gene Ontology annotation, molecular function: UDP-glycosyltransferase activity. Lineage: Eukaryota; Viridiplantae; Streptophyta; Lycopodiopsida; Selaginellales; Selaginellaceae.